ACUAACUAUGCGUUCUCUUUGGUUAGUUCAAAAUUCACACAUUUUGCGACUGCCUCUAGCACCGCCGGCGCCAAAGUAAGAUUGUUCUCGAACUUUAGUUUUCAAUUUAAAAAUUUUCAAAACCCGAGCAGGUAAUAGCAGCAAGUACAGAAUGCAUAACUUAAUGAACCAUUUAAACGACUAUGAGUAUCUGCGGAGGAAAAGACCAAAUGGUAUUUGGGAACGGCGCUACAUAAGGAAUGUAAUUUUUCAAAUGUUACGAAAGCUAAGGCCAUAUAAUACAGUGCCUCAAGAAUUAGACUUGAUGGUAAGAUACAUUGUGCACAUUUCUUUGAUUGAAACAAACUGGCUGACUGUAGCCAGCAUUCUGAUGGACGCUAUGCCCACUUGUCCUUACACAAAAGUAGUGAUUGCACUUAUUAUACGCAACAUACCGAGUCCCAAUGCGUACACAGUUAGCACGCUGCUGAAUGACAGAUUCCAUCUGUCUCAACGCCGCGCGGUGGCGGCCAGCAUCCCCGUUAGAGUUGAGAAGAAUAUCUGCAUUGUGCUCAACUGCUUAGCGGAGAAAUUAGUUGGCACAAACAGUACAGUAAUAUUCACGGACAAUGUGUGCAGCUACUUAUGCCACAUUUUUAUAAACAGCAGAUAUCACAAUGACCUGGAGCUACAGAUGAGGGCUCUACUGGCUCUUGAAAAAUUCUCUGUCAUUAGAGAGAACAAGACGAUGAUAGUGCAAAGACUGGAACUGCUGAACAGUAAUCAUUUAUCAGGUUUGGAGAAGUACUUAACGAAUAUCGCUGGGGAAGAAAUUCGCCGUGAGGUUGGAUAUUGCGCCAGAUGGGCAUUGGAUAAUAUCUUUCCAAAACCAGGCAGACAAUUAUCCUACGAUACUGUAGACCUAUCAGCAGUAAAUUGCAUGUUUAAAAAUGAAAGUGGAAAUAUUUAUAUUAAGUACUCGCCUGAUCUCAUGGAAAUUCGAAAUGAUACCAUUUGUCCUCAAACACUUCACGGGACCUCUGAGGUGGAUGGAGGUUUAUGGUUUUACGAGGUCAAGCUGAUCACCGACGGCUCCAUAACAGUUGGUUGGGGAAGUACCGGCGCUAACACGGAAAUAUCAGUUGGAGAUGAAGAACGUUCAUUGGGAUACGAAGGCAACAAGAUGACAUUUUGGUAUCAUGGUAAAGCCUAUGGCAUUUCCCUGACAAGGUGGAGGGCGGAUGAUGUUUUAGGAUGCCUCCUCGAUAGUUCAGAAAAGACGAUCUCCUUCUUUCUGCAUGGCGCAGAGUCUUCAAUAACUUGCUUUGACUUCUUUUCUCCCUCGAACACACCGAAGAAAUACUUCCCGGCCAUUACAAUGACGGCCUUCCAACAGUGCGAGGUAAACUUCGGGCAGGUGCGGUUCCGCAGCGCGCCGGUGGGUUCUCGCUUCGACGCCCUCAACACUGUCGGUCACCUGACGCCUCAGCAGAGGAUGAUCUACGGGAUGCCGAGGCACGCGAUGCAGCAGCAGCAGGCGACGUACAACGCGAGCGAGGACGCGUGCGACAUCUGCUGCGACCUCGUCGCUGACGUCACGCUGCACCCCUGCGGUCAUCGUACACUUUGUCAUGCCUGCUCGAUGAAAAUCUUGGUGUGCCCUGUGUGUAGAGCUGAUAUCGCGGAACGACGUUAAAUUUAUUUGUUUUUACUUAACUUCGAUAUAUUUAUGGUCUGAUAAGGGAAAAUUGUGAUUUAUUUUGAUGAAUACUUGUCACAACGUAAGAAAAACAUAAACAAUCCGCUACAAAAUGCAUUGAUUACGGCUGGGUCGAGAUAUAUUGUUAUAUAUAUUAUAUUUAUAUACACAUAUGUAUAUUCAAAUGUGCGAGAUGUCAGCAACAAUAACAUUUGAUAAUAACAAGUAAGGGCCGUCAAGUGGAAGCAAUUUCGUGUUUUAACCGAUAAACGUGAGAACCCGAGGUCUAAUUUAAGUCCCCUUUCACUUCCCACCCUUUUCUUAUAAGGAUGGGAAGGAGGGGAUUUAACGGAAGUGGGGACGCAUAGGGGAAAUAUCCACUGUCUGUGCGUCCCCCCUAUUCGUCGAUUAAAGGUAGAAAACGCAUUUGCAAUCACGGACUUGUAUGAACAUCGGUCGCUUCGCUAUUUCGGCGAAUUUAGGUGGUCGCUAGAUCCUUUUCCACAUUAUUAUGCAAAACAAAUAUAUAAAGCUCGCUACCACGGAUAAGAUAUAGUAUUUUAUAUUAAAAUUUUAAAUUAGUAUUUAUCGGAGGGAGAUGAGUUAAGUUGGCUACUCUUUGAAUGUUGAUCACAGAAUAUGAAUUGUUUACAUUUUAGUUAUUGCUAAAAUUAUUAGUCAUUUUAUUUCAUUGUUCUGGUACUUAGAAA
This is a messenger RNA of Papilio xuthus (Asian swallowtail), 2388 nucleotides long. Its product is annotated as RING finger and SPRY domain-containing protein 1-like. Gene Ontology annotation, cellular component: cytoplasm. Gene Ontology annotation, molecular function: ubiquitin-protein transferase activity; protein binding. NCBI's taxonomy places the organism in Eukaryota, Metazoa, Arthropoda, Insecta, Lepidoptera, Papilionidae. Bases 152 to 1675 code for a protein of 507 amino acids. The transcript has 10 exons. The record is from RefSeq and is a predicted model, not a curated record.